GGCUGGCUGGGAAGAUGGCGGCGGGAGCCCUGGCUGCCGCCGCGGAGCGGGCCCGGGUUGUCCGGGGAGCACGGGCCGGGGCCGGGGCCGGGCCAUGAGCGCGCCGCCCUCGCGUCCCCGAGCCGCGGAGCCCGCCCGCGCACCUCGCCAUGGCGCGGCUCGCGGACUACUUCGUGCUGGUGGCGUUCGGGCCGCACCCGCGCGGGAGUGGGGAAGGCCAGGGCCAUAUCCUGCAACGCUUCCCAGAGAAGGACUGGGAGGACAACCCGUUCCCCCAGGGCAUCGAGCUGUUUUGCCAGCCCAGCGGGUGGCAGCUGUGUCCUGAGAGGAACCCACCAACCUUCUUCGUUGCCGUCCUCACCGACAUCAACUCUGAGCGGCACUACUGCGCCUGCUUGACCUUCUGGGAGCCAGCAGAGCCCACACAGGAAGUGGUGUGUGCCGAGGACGCCACUGAGCGGGAGGAGGAGGCGGACGAGGGUGGCCCAGCGCAGCUGUCACCUGCGACCCCUGGCCCACCUGGCCAGCUGUUCGCACCAAAGACACUGGUGCUGGUGUCUCGACUGGACCACGCAGAGGUGUUCAGGAACAGCCUGGGCCUCAUUUACACCAUCCAUGUGGAGGGCCUGAACGUGGGCCUGGAGAAUGUGAUUGGAAACCUGCUCACGUGCAUCAUCCCCCUGGCUGGGGGCUCACAGAGAACCAUCUCUUUGGGGGCCGGUGACCGGCAGGUCAUCCAGACCCCACUCGCCGACUCGCUGCCCAUCAGCCGCUGCAGUGUCGCCCUGCUGUUCCGCCAGUUGGGCAUCACCAACGUGCUGUCUUUGUUCUGCGCUGCGCUCACAGAGCACAAGGUGCUCUUCCUGUCCCGGAGCUACCAGCGGCUCUCAGACGCCUGCCGGGGCCUCCUGGCGUUGCUGUUUCCUCUCCGAUACAGCUUCACCUACGUGCCCAUCCUGCCGGCGCAGCUCUUGGAGGUCCUCAGCACCCCCACGCCCUUCAUCAUCGGUGUCAACGCGGCCUUCCAGGCAGAGACCCAAGAGCUGCUGGACGUGAUCAUUGCUGAUCUCGACGGAGGGACGGUGACGGUCCCUGAGUGUGUGCACAUUCCCCCCCUGCCGGAGCCGCUGCAGAGUCAGACGCAUAGUGUGCUGAGCAUGGUCCUGGAUCCAGAGCUGGAGUUAGCGGAUCUUGCCUUCCCACCACCGUCAACGAACGCUUCCUCCCUGAAGAUGCAGGACAAGGAGCUGCGUGCUGUCUUUCUGCGGCUCUUUGCUCAGCUUCUACAGGGUUAUCGUUGGUGUCUGCACAUGGUCCGCAUCCAUCCAGAGCCUGUCAUCCGCUUUCAUAAGGCAGCCUUCCUGGGCCAGCGUGGGCUGGUGGAGGAUGAUUUCCUGAUGAAGGUGCUGGAGGGCAUGGCCUUUGCAGGCUUCGUGUCAGAGCGUGGGGUCCCUUACCGUGCUACGGACCUGUUCGAUGAGCUGGUGGCCCAUGAGGUGGCACGGAUGCGGGCAGAUGAGAACCACCCCCAGCGCGUCCUGCGUCACGUCAAAGAACUGGCAGAGCAGCUUUACAAGAAUGAGAAUCCAUACCCCGCUGUGGCUAUGCACAAGGUGCAGAGGCCGGGGGAGGCCAGUCACCUGCGGCGGGUGCCCCGCCCCUUCCCCCGGCUGGACGACGGCAUGGUGCAGUGGAUCGUGGACCAGGCCACAGCCAAGAUGCAGGGCGCACCACCGGCCGUGAAGGCUGAGAGGAGGACCACCGUGCCCUCGGGGCCCCCCAUGACUGCCAUCUUGGAGCGGAGUAGCGGGCUCCAUGGCAACAGCGCACGCCGGCUGGAGGUGGUUCGAAACUGUAUCUCGUACGUGUUUGAGGGGAAGAUGCUUGAGGCCAAGAAGCUGCUCCCAGCUGUCCUGAGGGCACUGAAGGGGCGCGCAGCGCGCCGCUGCCUCACGCAAGAGCUGCACCUGCACGUGCAGCAGAACCGGGCAGUCCUGGACCACCAGCAGUUUGACUUUGUUGUCCGCAUGAUGAACUGCUGCCUGCAGGACUGCACCUCCCUGGACGAGCAUGGCAUCGCAGCGGCUCUGCUGCCCCUGGUCACAGCCUUCUGCCGGAAGCUGAGCCCGGGAGUGACCCAGUUUGCGUACAGCUGCGUGCAGGAGCACGUGGUGUGGAGCACCCCGCAGUUUUGGGAGGCCAUGUUCUAUGGGGACGUGCAGACCCACAUCCGGGCCCUCUACCUAGAGCCCGCUGAGGACGGAGACCACGUGCAGGUGUGCGGGGACCCCCGGGCCUCGGGCCUCAGGCCAGCCCAGCCCCGUCCUGGCUCACUUUCGGCGCUGUGGCAGGUGGGGGAGCUGUCUGCACCGGAGGAUGAGCGCUCUGCCCUGGAUGUGGCCUCUGAGCAGCGGCGCCUGUGGCCAACCCUGAGCCGAGAGAAGCAGCAGGAGCUGGUGCAGAAGGAGGAGAGCACGGUGUUCAGCCAGGCCAUCCAUUACGCUAACCGCAUGAGCUACUUGCUGCUGCCCCUGGACAGUAGCAAGAGCCGCCUCCUGCGGGAGCGUGCAGGGCUGGGCGACCUAGAGAGUGCCAGCAACAGCCUGGUCACCAGCAGCAUGGCGGGCAGUGUGGCAGAGAGCUAUGACACGGAGAGUGGCUUCGAGGAUGCAGAGACCUGCGAUGUGGCUGGGGCCGUGGUCCGCUUCAUUAACCGCUUUGUGGACAAGGUCUGCACAGAGAGUGGGGUCACCAGCGACCACCUCAAGGGGCUGCAUGUCAUGGUGCCAGACAUCGUCCAGAUGCACAUCGAGACUCUGGAGGCUGUGCACCGUGAGAGCAAGAGGCUGCCCCCCAUCCAAAAGCCGAAACUGCUGCGGCCACGCCUGCUACCUGAUGAGGAGUGUGUGCUGGACGGCCUGCGUGUCUACCUGCUGCCAGAUGGGCGUGAGGGGGGCGCGGGGGGCACCGGGGGGGGGCCCGCACUGCUCCCGGCUGAGGGCGCCGUCUUCCUUACCACGUACCGGGUGAUCUUCACGGGGAUGCCCACCGACCCCCUGGUCGGGGAACAGGUGGUGGUGCGUUCCUUCCCGGUGGCUGCGCUGACCAAGGAGAAGCGCAUCAGCGUGCAGACCCCCGUGGACCAGCUCCUGCAGGACGGGCUGCAGUUGCGUUCCUGCACAUUCCAGCUCCUGAAGAUGGCCUUUGACGAGGAGGUGGGGUCCGACAGCGCCGAGCUCUUCCGCAAGCAGCUCCACAAGCUUCGGUACCCGCCAGACAUCAGGGGCACCUUCGCCUUCACCCUGGGUUCCACCCACACACCCGGCCGGCCACCCCGCACCACCAAGGACAAGGGCCCUUCGCUCAGGACCCUGUCCCGGAAUAUCGUGAAGAAUGCCAAGAAAACCCUCGGGCGGCAGUACGUUACUCGGAAGAAGUACAACCCCCCCAGCUGGGAGCAGCGGGGCCAGCCACCUCCUGAGGACCAGGAGGAUGAGAUUUCAGUGUUGGAGGAGCUGGAGCCCAGCACACUGACCCCAUCCUCGGCCCUGAAGCCCUCGGAUCGCAUGACCAUGAGCAGCCUGGUGGAGCGGGCCUGCUGCCGGGACUACCAGCGUCUGGGGCUGGGCACACUGAGCAGUAGCCUGAGCCGCGCCAAGUCUGAGCCCUUCCGAAUCUCCCCGGUCAACCGCAUGUACGCCAUCUGCCGCAGCUACCCGGGGCUGCUGAUCGUCCCCCAGAGCGUCCAGGACAACGCCCUGCAGCGUGUGUCCCGCUGCUACCGCCAGAACCGUUUCCCGGUGGUGUGCUGGCGCAGCGGGCGUUCCAGGGCAGUGCUGCUGCGCUCCGGCGGCCUGCAUGGCAAGGGCGUCGUCGGCCUGUUCAAGGCCCAGAACGCGCCUUCCCCAGGCCAGUCCCAGGCUGACUCUGGCAGCCUGGAGCAGGAGAAGUACCUGCAGGCGGUGGUCAACUCCAUGCCCCGCUACGCGGAUGCAUCUGGGCGGAACACCCUCAGCGGCUUUUCCUCCGCCCACGUGGGCAGCCACGUGCCCAGCCCCAGAGCCAGGGUCACCACGCUGUCCAACCCCAUGGCGGCCUCGGCCUCCAGAUGGACCGCUCCCCGAGGUAAACUGGGCAGUGUCCGGGCCAGUGGGCGCAGCAGUGGGCUCGGUGCUGACGUGGGCUCCCGGCUAGCAGGCAGAGACAUGCUGGGCCCGCCCCAGGCUAACGGGGCCCCCCCUGACCCAGGCUUUCUGCGGCCCCAGCGUGCAGCCCUCUACAUCAUUGGGGACAAAGCCCAGCUCAAGGGUGUGCGGCCAGACCCCCUGCAGCAGUGGGAGCUGGUGCCCAUUGAGGUGUUCGAGGCACGGCAGGUGAAGGCCAGCUUUAAAAAGCUGCUGAAGGCAUGUGUCCCGGGCUGCCCCGUCCUUGAGCCCAGCUCUGUCUCCUUCCUGCGCUCACUGGAGGACUCAGAGUGGCUGAUCCAGAUCCACAAGCUGCUCCAGGUGUCGGUGCUGGUGGUGGAGCUCCUUGACUCAGGCUCCUCCGUCCUGGUGAGCCUGGAGGACGGCUGGGACAUCACCACCCAGGUGGUGUCUCUGGUGCAGCUGCUGUCCGACCCCUUCUACCGCACGCUGGAGGGCUUUCGUCUGCUGGUGGAAAAGGAGUGGCUCUCCUUCGGCCAUCGCUUCAGCCACCGCGGGGCCCACACGCUGGCUGGGCAGGGCAGUGGCUUCACGCCCGUCUUCCUGCAGUUCCUGGACUGUGUGCACCAGGUCCACCUGCAGUUCCCCAUGGAGUUCGAGUUCAGCCCCUUCUACCUCAAGUUCCUUGGCUACCACCACGCAUCCCGCCGCUUCCGGACUUUUCUGCUCGACUCGGACUAUGAGCGCAUUGAGCUGGGGCUACUGUACGAGGAGAAGGGGGAGCGCAGGGGCGCGCAGGCGUGCAGGUCCGUGUGGGAGUACAUGGACCGGCUGAGCAAGAGGACACCCGUGUUCUACAACUACAUGUACGCACCUGAGGACACAGAGGUCCUGCGGCCCUACAGCAAUGUGUCCAACCUGAAGGUGUGGGACUUCUACACCGAGGAGACGCUGGCCGAGGGGCCCCCCUACGACUGGGAGCUGGCCCAGGGGCCCCCCGAGCCCCCAGAGGAAGAGCGGCCUGACGGGGGUGCGCCCCAGAGCAGGCGUCGGGUGGUGUGGCCCUGUUACGACAGCCGCCCCCGAGCCCAGCCGGAUGCCAUCUCAUGCCUGCUGGAGGAGCUACAGCGGCUGGAGGCGGAGCUGGGGCGACCCCCUGAGCGCUGGAAGGACACCUGGGAUCGGGUGAAGGCAGCACAGCGCCUCGAGGGCCGGCCAGAUGGACGUGGCACCCCCAGCUCCCUGCUGGCAUCCAGCGUGCCCCACCACCGCCGCUCGCUAGGUGUGUACCUGCAGGAGGGGCCUGUGGGCUCCACUCUGAGCCUCAGCCUGGACAGCGACCAGAGCAGCGGCUCAACGGCAUCCAGUUCCCGCCAGGCAGCCCGCCGCAGCACCAGCACCUUGUACAGCCAGUUCCAGACGGCCGAGAGUGAGAACAGGUCAUAUGAGGGCACCCUGUACAAGAAGGGGGCCUUCAUGAAGCCCUGGAAGGCCCGCUGGUUCGUGUUGGACAAGACCAAGCACCAGCUGCGCUACUAUGACCACCGUGUGGACACGGAAUGCAAGGGUGUCAUCGACCUGGCAGAAGUGGAGGCCGUGGCCCCCGGCACUCCCACGUUGGGUGCCCCCAAGACCGUGGACGAGAAGGCCUUCUUUGACGUGAAGACGACGCGUCGCGUUUACAACUUCUGUGCCCAGGACGUGCCCUCAGCCCAGCAGUGGGUGGACCAGAUCCAGAGCUGCCUGUCAGACGCCUGAGCCCAGCUCUGCUCCGGCUGCUGCACGUCCCGUCGUUAGAGACCACUAGGGGUGGGCAGGGCCCCCCGGCCAUGUUUACAGCCCCCACCCUCGACAGUAUUGAGGUCCCGCCCCCCAAACUUAGGUGUACAGCCCCUGUGAGCUCCCACCCCCGCCCACCCCUGCCCACCUGGCCAGCUGUAACUUAUUCUGCAGUUAUGGGUGAGCGCCGGCCGGGAGGCGGCCAUGGUACAGCCCUCGCGGUGGGCCUGUAAAUAGAGCCCCCGCCCCCGUCAGCGUGUGGUCCCAGCUGGCCGGCCACAGGCAACCUGUUCCUCGAACCAGAGUCUAUAAAGAGAGAACUAAC
This is a messenger RNA of Odobenus rosmarus divergens (Pacific walrus), 6249 nucleotides long. RefSeq names its product SET binding factor 1 (gene SBF1). The record is from RefSeq and is a predicted model, not a curated record. NCBI's taxonomy places the organism in Eukaryota, Metazoa, Chordata, Mammalia, Carnivora, Odobenidae. The coding region runs from base 150 to 5903 and encodes 1917 amino acids. The transcript is spliced from 40 exons.